Messenger RNA from Guyanagaster necrorhizus, 1362 nucleotides. RefSeq lists its product as uncharacterized. The coding region runs from base 1 to 1362 and encodes 453 amino acids. The transcript is spliced from 4 exons. The record is from RefSeq and is a predicted model, not a curated record. Lineage: Eukaryota; Fungi; Basidiomycota; Agaricomycetes; Agaricales; Physalacriaceae.
AUGCCACGUAUUCUGCCACGUCUCAUCGCCAAGCUCGCCGACCAACCUACACAGCAGCAGCAGCACCAACAAUUUUUCGUAAGGCGAAAACGACAAUUUUCACGGCACGAGCCUGUACCGCCACGCCCUUCUUUUGAUCCCUCGCAUUACUCAGAGUCCAUACUGUUAUUGCCCGACAAUCCGAUUACCAGUUCUCAGCAAUAUGUGCGACGUAAAACUCUGCCGCCUCGUGUCUUCAUCGCGAAAGGUGCUAAGCCACGGCAGGGAAGCAUGGAGAGUCCUAGAGAGAUGACAGCAGAGGAACGAAAGUGGUGGUCAUCGCCAUACCUACGAAUGGUGUCUUCUUCAACUAGGAGAUGCAUGGUCACUCAACAAGAUUUGCCGACCGAUUUUCUUAUACGCCUUGGAUUAUUACGAUUACCUGCCCCGAGAGCCAACCGCUCCGAUAGCAGGAGUAUCAUCAUGCCUGACGGACUUGAGCAUUCCAAGUUUGCCACACGCAGGUCAGGCAGAUCCACGUACGUCCUAUGCUGGAAACGCAUCUUCGAUAAUAUGGACCCAAGUCAGUCACAAAAUGUCUUUGCGUAUCUGUUUCGACGCGUUACCACUAACCCCCAUCUGCAUUCGCUUGUAGUUAAGCAGAUAUCACAUCUUUUACGCGUCCGUAUCCUGCAAGAGCUACAGUUACUAGCAGAUCAGAUGGAGUGUUGGCCCAAACGGAACCCUGUACCGCCAAUAUUACGGAGACUCACUCGUGAAGAGUUCAAGGACGUCAAAUCUACAGGAACCAUUCCUUACCCAAACGCGGUCGCUCUAUUGGUAGUUCCACCCUUAAAGUCCGACCCUCAGUCGAAGAGAAAAAUAGAGGGCUCAAUGUCGUCUUUACCCUUGACAGAAGAGGAAGAAAAAGUACCCCCUGGUGUUCAAUGCAGGCCGAGCAUACCAUUGUCUACUCUGUACCCGUCAUCUUCUGGUGAGAUCACUGCGGCAGAUCUGUCGCAGCAGCUUUCUGGUCCGCAGGUGCCAUUCUAUAAUGGUGUUUCUUUGUUUCCCGCCCGGCCUCAGCGUGCAUCAUUGCAUGCUUUGCUCCUUCGAAUUCUGACCAUCGAACGCCGGGCCCGAUCCAGCGCUGUGAGAGCUGAAGCAAACAGCUUGACUAGCAUGAAAAGCGCUAAGGGCGAUCAAAAAGGGAGCCACGCAUUUCUUCUCUACUCUGAUGAUGAGACAAUCAAGAGGGGUGACUCAGCUGCCAUUGCUGUGGCCCUCUGGCGACUGAGGAUGUUCGAAGAAGGAACGGAUUGGGACGAGAGUAGCCACUGGGUUUUACGUCGGAAGUACCGCUCAGUCGAUGUACUCGAGUAG